AUGAACGGGAGGGCCUUCUCCACUAAGGAAUUCAGAAAUUUGGCAGUUUAUACAUAUCUGUCUGUCUAUCUAUCUGUGUCUAUACAUAUCUAUCUGUCUGUCUGUCUAUCUAUCUAUUUUAUCUAUACAUAUCUAUAUGUCUAUCUAACGGAGUCUAUAUCUAUCUAUCUAACCGAGUCUAUACAUAUCUAUCUAUCUUUCUAUCUAACUGAGUCUAUACAUAUCUAUCUAUCUAUCUAUCUAACCGAGUCUAUACAUAUCUAUCUAUCUAUCUAUCUAACCGAGUCUAUACAUAUCUAUCUAUCUAUCUAUCUAACCGAGUCUAUACAUAUCUAUCUAUCUAUCUAUCUAACCGAGUCUAUACAUAUCUAUCUAUCUAUCUAUCUAUCUAACCGAGUCUAUACAUAUCUAUCUAUCUAUCUAUCUAACCGAGUCUAUACAUAUCUAUCUAUCUAUCUAUCUAUCCGAGUCUAUACAUAUCUAUCUAUACUUGUUCAUAGAAGGGCACCUCAGAUAACUCAAAUUUAA
This is a messenger RNA of Acanthosepion pharaonis, 528 nucleotides long. The record is from the annotation of a GenBank genome assembly. Lineage: Eukaryota; Metazoa; Mollusca; Cephalopoda; Sepiida; Sepiidae.